AUGCUUAUCAUUUUAGCUAGUGUAAUAAUUUUAUUCAGUUUAAUUACCUAAUAUAUUUCAGAAACACUUUAGGAAUCUUCAGAACUUAUAUUCGAUCUCUAUUCAAAAAGAUAAUAAGAUAUAGCUAAACAAAGUUUAGAAAUAUUUUGGGUUACAUUUAUUCACUCCGGUAUUAAUUAUUGAUAUCCUGAAGUAUCUUAGCCAUUAAUAUCUUUGCACAGACUACACAAUUAUUAGUAGCUUCUAAAUAAUUUGAAAGUGAGUUAGAAGGAAGCAAAUGAAAUUUGUUUCCUUAACCCAUUAAUCGAAGUAAUUUUUAUGCAAACCAAUUAGAUUGAUAUACCUUGCACUUGCCAUCUUAAUUAAUCAAACAUCAAUCUGAGUCAGGAAAAUCAUAAGAACAUGCUUUAGAAUUUGAUGUAAUUUUAAACAGCAUUGCCUACUCAUAUGUUUGGAGUUCAAUAGUAUAUUGGGUUUUUUGAAUAUUCAUAAGAACUCUUUUAAUAUCCUUGUUUAGAUUUCAGAAAUUACUAAAGGUAUGAUCCGAAGAGCAGACCAUGGUAUAUUGAAGCUCAAAAGGCAUAUAAUUUAAGCAAUUUUACAGAAUACUCUGUUCGAUUAACUGGUCAUUAUAGAAGUAAUAAAUAAAUAUAUAUUCAUCAGCCAUUCCUUUUAAUGAUAUUAGAUUCUCUAUUACUUUGCCUUUAAUUAAUUUCAAAAAAAGUAUGAUAGGAGCUUUGCGAGCUCAUAUUAAAUCAACAAUAUUAUAAGAAAUAAUUCACAGGAGUUCAAAUAAAACUAACCUAAUAUUAACUACAAAUGAAGGAAUGUUAUUAGUAAGCAACUUGUUAAAUAAUACUGAAUAUGAAUUAGGAACAGACUACUUUUAUAAUGAAACAAAAACUGGUUUUAAUAUUGAAGAUUGGCAAGCCUUAAUCUAUUCAAAUUAGAGUAAUUGUGAUCAUGUUGAUAUUGGAUUUAUUUGUCGACAAAAUAAAAUAGACAAGUAGGAUUAUUAUAUGACUCAUACUCCCUUAAAAUAGUAUAAUUUAAAAAUUAUUCUGUAAAUAUAUUCUUAUAUUCGUAUCUAGAUACCAAACUAAAUUUGAAUAUUAAUAGUAUGUCAAAGAGCAGUAAAAGUAGAUGAAAACUUAAAUACAAGAAAUCUUGAUAAAAGGAAUGGCCUUUAUAAUUCUAAUAGCAAUUGCAAUGUCAUUAUUAUCUUCGCUUUUCUUAGGGAAAAUGCUAAAACCUUUAUAAGAAAUUGCAAGAAUUUUCCAGAUAACGAAACAUUCUUCUUCUCAAUCUAUUACUUAAAGAUUCUUAAAAUUUAAAUUAUCAAAUAAUUAUGCUGGAAUUUUUAAGAAACCUGGUUGCUUUAUAUCUAAGGAUAUUGUCUUAUUUUGUUAAUGUGUACAAUAAUUUAUUACUAACUUUUCAACGACAAAAAAGAAGUCAAAUAGGAUCUAUGAACAAUUGGAUUCAAUUUAAUACCCUCUAAAAGGAGAUUAAGAUUAAUUUGAGAUUAUAGAUUACUAUCAAUAAUAAAUCUUAAAUAAUAAAUUCACAGAUUAAGAAAUCAACAAGAAAUUUAUAAAAAAUUUAAUAACAACCUGUUUAGUGGGUUCCACUUUGAAGUAAUACUGA
Molecule: messenger RNA, 1647 nt
Organism: Paramecium octaurelia
Lineage: Eukaryota; Ciliophora; Oligohymenophorea; Peniculida; Parameciidae
Source: the annotation of a GenBank genome assembly